AUGAGGUUGCAAGAACUUCAAGAUGCUAUAAACAAACUUCCAUUGAGACAUCCAAUUGACGUCAAAUUGUAUUGGAGAGCAUCUGAGUUAGGUCAGAAGGUUUUAUAUGAGACAGGUUGCUUCGACGAUGUUUAUGAGAUAACAGGAGAAGUUUCUCAGAAGAUAAGAGACUCACUUGAAUUUCCACAAACUGGACCAAUUGGUUGCGACAAGUUCGACUCAAACGAAAAGAUAUACUAUGUCGACCUUAACGCUGCAUACAUGAGGUUUGUCCAAUAUAUUCCGACUGGAAUUCCAAACGAAGAUGGUGAGUUCCCGGGAAGGAACUAUACAGUUGGAAAAGUCAUACAACAACUGUAUGAUAUUAGGAAAGCUUCAAACCCCAAACUUGCAAUGACACUCAAAUUGCUUAUGAAUUCGACAUGGGGAUAUUCCAUUAAGAAACCUCAAGAGAUGAAGAGUAAACAUUAUGAGAAGGUCGACAACUUUGUUGAAAGGUUUUCUCCUUUUGUUUUGAAGUACGAAUUCACUCAAGGUCAAAGUGGCUUAGUAACCACAUUAAAACCUAUUGUCGAACAUUGGUCUUACCCUCAGUUCGCAAAAGCAGUCCUUGACAACUACAACAAAUUCUUCUCCGAAGUCAAAUCCAAAGUGAAGGUUUACUAUGAGAACAUUGACGCACUCAUGACGAACGAAGAAGGCUAUAACAAACUCAUUGAAAUGGGAAUGGUCGGUGAAAAGAUGGGCUGUUUUAAGCUAGAUAAGGUAUUUUCCGAAGUUCAUGUCCUCUCCAAGCGUAAGUACUGGGGCAUACUUGAAGACGGCACAGAAAUAAAACAUUGCAUGAAAUAA
Trichomonas vaginalis G3 is the source of this 852-nucleotide messenger RNA. Its product is annotated as DNA/RNA polymerases family. NCBI's taxonomy places the organism in Eukaryota, Parabasalia, Trichomonadida, Trichomonadidae. The transcript has a single exon. The record is from RefSeq and is a predicted model, not a curated record. The coding region runs from base 1 to 852 and encodes 283 amino acids.